Molecule: messenger RNA, 1391 nt
Organism: Marasmius oreades (fairy-ring Marasmius)
Lineage: Eukaryota; Fungi; Basidiomycota; Agaricomycetes; Agaricales; Marasmiaceae
Exons: 9
Coding region: 31-1326 (431 amino acids)
Biological process (GO): glycolipid biosynthetic process
Cellular component (GO): lipid droplet; mitochondrion; plasma membrane
Source: RefSeq, a predicted model, not a curated record
CGCGCCCCCACCAUCGACCCUUUUACAUCCAUGACCAAAACUUCAGAUAUCCUCAUUCUUGGUGCAACCGGCCUUACGGGACGACAAGUAACCAAAUUUCUUGCUGCCCACGUUGACCGAACCUCGAGAAAUUUCACACUCGCUAUAGCAGCUCGUUCAAAACAGAAAUUACAAGCUCUCGUUUCCGACUUGUCCUUGUCUCAAGAUAUCAAUCUCGUUUCUUUGGAUGUUACGAAUGAAGUAGCGGUUAACGGAGCUAUGCAGCAGACAAGAAUAGUAAUCAACACUGUUGGGCCAUACAGCAAGUAUGGCGAGCCAGUCGUCAAAGCAUGCGCACAAAAUGGCGUUCAUUACGUGGAUCUUACUGGAGAAACACUCUGGAUAGCUCAUAUAAUUCGCAAUUAUGACUAUCUGGCAACUAAAACGCACUCUAUAAUUGUUCCCUCUUGUGGAUUCGAUUCUAUUCCAUCGGACCUUUCCGUGUACAUUGCCAAUAAGGCUUUGAAAGAGGUCGAUCCAUCCCUGGACAUCGCGUCUUCUACGACCGUUUUCGACAAAAUUGAAGGCAUCAUCUCUGCCGGAACCCUCGACAGUGCCAUGGCCAUGCGCACGCUACCAGCGCAUGAACGAAAUGCCUCCUUGCGUGACUAUCUUCUCAGUCCCGUACAAGGACCUCCAUCUCCACAAGCACACUUACUGUAUAAUAUCCAGGUUCCUGGCACAUCGAGAUACAUUAAAGGAAGUUUCUGGUUCAUGUCGGGGUCCAAUAGAUCCAUCGUUCAACGGUCUUGGGGUCUUCUCGAACAAGAACUCCUGCAGAAAAACACCUCGACGACAACACAUCGGUAUGGACCUUCAAUGGUCUAUGAGGAGUUUUUGAAAGCACGUGGCGCAAUAAGUGCUAGUAUCAUCUCUACUACUAUAGCUCUCGUCUGGGGGUUACUAGGUUUUUCUCCUUUCCGUUGGCUUAUUAGGAAACUUCUUGCAAGUAACGUGAGCACUGCUUCUGAUGAACGAUUAGAAAAGGGCUCGUUCAGGACCAUCAAUAUCACAACCUCAACUACCUCUGUUAACCAUCCGAACCCUGUAAAAGUUACGACGACGCUUAUCGGAAAAGGGGAUCCUGGAUAUCUUCUUUCACCUAUCUGGAUGGCAGAAUGUGCUCUUGCUCUCCUCGAUCCCGAAUCUCUCCCCGAGCGUGCAAGACGGGGUGGUAUCUUGACUCCGGCAACAGCCUUCGGAGAUGUUCUCGUGAAGCGAAUAGAGGACAACGGCAGAUUCAUCGUGAAACGGGAGGUACAUGAUGAGUCGAAGAAGACUGUUUGAGUUGUUUGUUUUUUUUGCGAUCCCAUCUUGGACUGUAACAACCUGAUUGUCUUCAGUCAAUCGUG